Molecule: messenger RNA, 1204 nt
Organism: Oryza sativa Japonica Group (Japanese rice)
Lineage: Eukaryota; Viridiplantae; Streptophyta; Magnoliopsida; Poales; Poaceae
Source: RefSeq, a predicted model, not a curated record
CAUUUAAUCAUUCCUAUACCAAGGGCUCAUUCCUUUAUAGGAAAGGGCUGGGGAAAUAAAAUCUAACCAAAUUUAUGCGAUUAUUGUUCCAACUCCAGCUCAUGCUCAUCAAUUCAAAUUAAGUAGAAAUUAAAAUUAAAUUCCAAGAGCAGCUCACAACAGCACAAAAGAAAAUUAAAACUUGCCUUUGGGAAUCCAAUGCCCACUCCUCCCCAUAUAAAUCACACCCGUCGCAUCGCUCCGAUUCCCAAUCCCCACGCUUCCAUUCCAUCCAUCUCUCUCGCUCUCUCGCUUGCUCGCCCCGCCGAUUCCCGAUCGGAGUGAGGAGCUCGCCGCUGCUGCUUGCCAUGGCGGCCGCCGCGCUGACCAGCCAGCUCAACGCCCUCGUCAACAACAUGUUCGCCAUGGGUUUGCUGGACGACCAGUUCCAGCAGCUGCAGAUGCUGCAGGACUCCACCGCGCCGGACUUCGUCUCCGAGGUCGUCACGCUCUUCUGCGACGACGGCGAGCGGAUCAUCUGCGAGCUCUCCAGGCAGCUGGAGAAGCCAAAUGUGGAUUUUGACAGGGUGGACUCGUAUGUGCAUCAGCUCAAGGGGAGCAGCGCAAGUGUUGGUGCUCAGAAAGUGAAGAACACUUGCAUUCAGUUCCGUGAGUUUUGCCAACAGAGGAGCAGAGAUGGGUGCCUCAAGACUUUGGAUUUGGUGAGGACUGAAUUCUAUGAUCUUCGUAACAAGUUUCAGGCUAUGCUUCAGCUGGAGCAGCAAAUCCAAGCUUGUUACCCUAAACAUUAAACUGGCGCGACAGUGGAGCUGCAUGUUUACACAACUACUGUGCCUUUGGAGUUGUAGAACAUGCUCGUUUAGCUUUUAUCUUGGAGUCAUUUGUUUCUGGGAUGUCUGUAGCUGUUUAGCAACAAGCUGAUCUAGCUUUGGCACCUUCAUUACUGAGUAGUCGCUCUCAGUUUCUGUGAUGGGGACAACCGUUUCCAGCAAUUUGUAGUAUCUGUUGUUAUCUGGUGUCUCAGCUAUAGUUUUUUUCGGUCGUUUAGAAAUGCAACAGCUGUGCAAUUUCGCGAAAAUUGCAUUUUGCUGGUUGAUUAGGGCGGCUUGUGGUAUGUUGUUGAGAACAAAGCGAUACUUAAUAUCGAUAUAAUUGCUGUUUGAAACCAUGUGUUGUGGGAUGAAUGUGAACCGUGCCUUGUUUA